Molecule: messenger RNA, 1650 nt
Organism: Venustampulla echinocandica
Lineage: Eukaryota; Fungi; Ascomycota; Leotiomycetes; Helotiales; Pleuroascaceae
Exons: 3
Coding region: 1-1650 (549 amino acids)
Biological process (GO): fatty acid metabolic process
Molecular function (GO): FAD binding; oleate hydratase activity
Source: RefSeq, a predicted model, not a curated record
AUGACAAAACAUCACAACGAAGCCGCCCCCUUUAGGAGUCAGCACCCUGAGAAGAUAAACGCAUAUCUAGUCGGCGGUGGAAUUGCCUCUCUUGCCUCUGCUGUUCACCUCCUGCACGAUGCCAAAGUCCCCGCCUCCCAGAUUCACAUCCUGGAGUCCUCCAGCGUUCCCGGCGGCUCCAUGGACGGCGCCGGUACUGCUGAGUCCGGAUAUGUGUUGCGCGGAGGCAGGAUGCUGAAUUUCAGCUACCUCUGUACCUACGAGCUUCUCGCUACAAUUCCAUCCCUGAGCGACCCGAAGAAGACGGUCAUGCAGGAGAUCGAGGAAUUCAAUGCUAUUCCGGAAAACAAGACUAAUGCACAUGCGAGACUGGUCGCUAAAGGCGCAGAGGGCCCGGAGAUUGUGGAUGUUAAGCAGUUGGGGCUCAGCAUGAAGGAUAGAUUAGAUCUGGUGCAUAUGAGUCUUCAGACAGAGGGGUCGCUAGGAACAAAGAAGAUCACGGAUUGCUUUGGGGAGGCUUUCUUUGAGACGAAAUUUUGGUACAUGUGGGCUACCAUGUUCGCAUUCCAACCGUGGCACAGCGCAGUGGAGUUCAGAAGAUACCUCCACCGCUUUAUCCAUGAGUUUAAAAGAAUCAACACCCUUGCUGGUGUCGAUCGCACCCCCCUCAAUCAGCACGACUCGAUUAUCUUGCCAAUUGAGACCUAUCUCAAGGCACAAGGUGUCGACUUCAGAUACAACACCAGAGUAACCCGCUUCUCAUUCCAAGAAUCCCCCCAAAUCACUGUCAACGAGAUCCACACCGACAGCAAAGGAACCACCGGCGUAAUACACGUCCAAGAUUUCGAUAUCGUCUUCGCCACCAUCGGCUCCAUGACAGCCUGCUCCUCCAUCGGCAGCAACACCAAGGCCCCAGCCCCCAUCCCAAGCACCCAGGACGCCCUGAAGGCACCCGACGGAACCUGGGCGCUCUGGGACUCUCUUACACACAGCCAGCACGGCGCCGCCUUCGGCAACCCCUCAAGCUUCUACACCCGCCCCACCGAAUCCAACUGGCUGUCCUUCACCGUAACCCUGCACGACCCCAGCUUCUUCUCCCGCCUCGUGGAGUGGAGCGGAAACACGCCUGGCACAGGAGCGCUGAUCACGUUCAAGGACAGCACUUGGCUCAUGUCUAUCGUCGUGCCGAAGCAGCCCCAUUUCCUGAAUCAGCCAGAGGAUGUCCAGGUUUUCUGGGGCUACGCCCUGUUCCCCGAUAAAAUUGGAGACUUCGUCAAGAAGCCCAUGGAGGCCUGCUCCGGUCAGGAAAUCCUAAAUGAGCUCCUAGGCCAUCUCAAUUUCCCGCAGCACCCGACGCUCGAGUCGGCGACGACUAUCCCUUGUAUGAUGCCCUAUAUCACGAGCCAGUUCUUGACGAGGGCGCACAAGGACCGCCCCAAGGUGAUUCCAGAGGGGAGCACGAAUCUGGCGCUUCUGGGUCAGUAUGUCGAGAUCGACGAGGAUACGGUGUUUACCGUCGAGUAUAGUGUUAGAGGGGCGCAGAUGGCAGUGUAUGAGAUGAUGGGGGUGAAUAAGAAACCUAAGGCGAUUUAUAAAGGGGAGCAUGACGUUAGAGUCUUGGCGGAGGCGCUGAAGAUGUUGAUAACUUAA